Molecule: messenger RNA, 449 nt
Organism: Galeopterus variegatus (Sunda flying lemur)
Lineage: Eukaryota; Metazoa; Chordata; Mammalia; Dermoptera; Cynocephalidae
Product: hematopoietic lineage cell-specific protein-like
Exons: 4
Biological process (GO): regulation of actin filament polymerization
Cellular component (GO): plasma membrane; actin filament; cortical actin cytoskeleton
Molecular function (GO): actin filament binding
Source: RefSeq, a predicted model, not a curated record
AUUACUCUUGUGGCUUUGGUGGCCGUUACGGGGUGGAGAAGGAUAAACAGGACAAGGCUGCACUGGGAUAUGACUACAAGGGAGAGACGGAGAAACACGAGUCCCAGAGAGAUUAUGCCAAGGGCUUUGGUGGACAGUAUGGAAUCCAGAAGGACCGAGUGGAUAAGAGCGCUGUAGGCUUCAAUGAAAUGGAGGCCCCAACCACAGCUUAUAAGAAGACGAUGCCCACAGAAGCUUCUUCUAGUGGUGCCCGUGGGCUGAAGGCAAAGUUUGAGUCCAUGGCUGAGGAGAAGAGGAAGCAGGAGGAAGAGGAGAAGGCUCAGCAGAUGGCCAGGCGGCAACAGGAGCGAAAGGCAGUGGUAAAGAUGAGCCACAAGGCUCAGCAGCCGGCAGUGACUGUGGAAGAGCCAGUGGUGCCUGCCCCACUGCCCAAGAAAGUCUCCUCAGAG